Messenger RNA from Stylophora pistillata, 2386 nucleotides. RefSeq names its product dnaJ homolog subfamily C member 22. Lineage: Eukaryota; Metazoa; Cnidaria; Anthozoa; Scleractinia; Pocilloporidae. Gene Ontology annotation, cellular component: membrane. The record is from RefSeq and is a predicted model, not a curated record.
UUCCGUUCGUAAAACAACCGUCACGAGCUUGAUAAUUUUGCUGCAGAAUAGCAAGACUAUGGCGAACCGAAAGAGUUUAUUCCUAACGUACGUUAUUUGGCUUCUAUGGGGAUGGUUCGGUCUGCAUCACUUAUAUCUGGGUCGAGAUAUCCAAGCAUUUAUCUGGUGGUCAACAAUCGGAGGUGUAUUUGGCCUGGGAUGGUUUCGCGACCUUUGGCGUAUUCCAGAAUAUGUUGACGAUGCUAACGAAGAACCUUAUUUCGUUGAGACACUCAAAAGAAAGAUACAGCUUAGGAGAGAACCAGCUUUUAGUGUGACAAGGUUUUCAGGACAAAUGCUUGUAGGCUAUUUUUACGGCAUAUUAGUUCGAAUGGCGAUUCCCGAGGAGGCGAAGUGGCUUCCAGCACUGUUGGUACCUUUUGGGGUUGCUGUUGGUGUUUAUCUCGUUGGAAACAUUGGUCGAGAGAGAGGAGAUUUCAAAUACCCUUUGGUGGGAGCUUUUAUUGCUAAUAUAGCUUUGACAUAUCUCACAGGGGAAGAGGCUGGUGCAAUGUACGUGGCACUAGUUGCUGCCAUCUUUUUCCAAAACUACCGCCAGUUCAGAAAGGAGAAAGCGCAGGGCAAGACGUUGUGCAAACGAAUACAAUACUUAGCGAUUGGCGGUUUCAUUAUUUGUUCCCUUUGGGGUUCGUUCCUUUAUUUUAAUGCACAAGUCACAACGGAAGAUGGAGAAACUGUCAAGUUACGUGAUGCUAUAAAUCACUUCUUCAAUUCACCGGUGUGGCUCGAGUUCAAGGAAGUAAUCUGGGGUCUGUAUGAAGAAGGUCAAAAGAACGGGUGGGACAAUUUCUACGACGAGUUUGUUAAAGCUUUGGAUCCCAGGGGAGAAAAGAACGCUUAUCGUGUCCUUGGACUAACAGAAGAUGCAACUCAAGAGGAAAUAAAACGAAGAUACAAGAAACUUGCAGUAAAGUGGCAUCCGGACAGAAAUCUAAACAAUAAAGAGGAAGCCCAGCAAAAAUUCAUGGAAAUUCAAGAAGCUUACGAAAUUCUUUCGAAACUCAAAACAAGAAGGGCUUCUAAAAACACAAGAAUAAGAAGCGAAUUCGAGAACCGUGGUCAUGACGAAUUCUAACAAGUGCUAUUAAUAUUUUAGAUUCCAUGGUAACAUGACCAUGGGUCACAGGUGGUUAAACUACAAACUAUUGCUUACGGUAAUUAGUAUGUGAACUGUGAUCUUUUCACCACCUGCUAGGAAGCCUUUCUUCCAAUUCUCUAUGUAUAAAAUAGGACUUAGAUAAUUUGACUUAGUACUAAAAGUCAUUUUUCAUGCAAGAGUUAUUCAUUGCACUGUUUUGGUGUUAAUGUAUGCUGUGACUCACAACACAAAAAAUGAUAGUCAAACCUGUAUAAGCUGUCUCCCAUGGGGAAUGGCUCUGUAACUGCUCAACACAGGUCCACAGAAUAGGGUAUUAUUAAAAGACAAUGAAAAAUUUCAUUUUAUGCCAUAAUUGACCAAUUAAUUUACAAAACUUUUCUCAAUAAUACUACCAAGAUUGAUUUGCAUUGGGGAGUUAAAUAUGGAUUAAAUUUAAGUUGAAAGAUUACUGUUAGUUUUAAUUGAAAAUUUCCUCCUUGAGAGACCAUUCAAUACAGGUGGAGGACAAUACAAACAGGACUCUGUAAAGGGUGACCGCCUAAUAGGGCUGACUGCUUAAUAGAUUUGAAAGUUACAGUAAUUUAAGGGGUGAAAAUUUUGGGACUUCAACAACCAACUGCUUAGCACAGGGUGACUGCUUAUACAGGUUUACCUGAAGUUUGAGGAAAAUGAAGUACACAUUACUACAGCAAGCAGUAAAUAGUGUUAGAGCAAGUUCCUCUGUUUUCAUGAAAUAAUGGCAACAAUAUUUUUUUCUCUGAGGCAUUGGUGCAGGUAUAUUGUUUAAUAACUGAAUUGAAGUGAGGGUGUUAUGCAUAUGGAGGGUUACUUAUUUUUGGUAAAGAGAGAUGAUAACACCAACUUGAUUAAUGAGCAAAUACUGUAAUAGGUGAGAUGCAAAUUGUUUUUCUCAUGACUGUCAAAGUGAAAAUGCAUGCAAAUAUUUAGAAGUUUGGUUAAUUUUUGAUGCAUUUUAAAAUCAUCCCUCAAUUUCUGUUGAUUUUACUCUUGAAAAUGUUAUGAAGUCCUCACCCUAGGGCAUUGAAAUUAGACCAUUUUGUAUGAAGAGAAGCAUUCACAGAAAUUAUAUUAAAGGUUGAUCACAAUUGAUAAAGUUAUUCAUGGAGUCCUAGGUAAGCAACAUUAAUCAAGCAUGGAAGUGAAGAUGAAUCAACUGGUAAACAUCAAUGCAAUUUUCAAAUGAUCAAUAAAAUUAAGAGUUUUCGA